This is a messenger RNA of Anoplophora glabripennis (Asian longhorned beetle), 1197 nucleotides long. Its product is annotated as golgin subfamily A member 6-like protein 6. The transcript has 5 exons. The record is from RefSeq and is a predicted model, not a curated record. The coding region runs from base 1 to 1197 and encodes 398 amino acids. Lineage: Eukaryota; Metazoa; Arthropoda; Insecta; Coleoptera; Cerambycidae.
AUGGAUCUUAGAAGUGGAAAACAAACUGGAGAAGAAUCAAGUGAGUCUUUAUCAGAGCAAGAAACGACAAUGGAACCAGCACCAAUAACAGGAAGAGGAAGAAAAUCGGCAAUACAGACAAUGUUAGAAGAUAUGAUGAAAACUAUACAAGAAGAUAGAAAAAGACAAGAAGAAGAUAGAAAAAGACAAGAAGAAGAUAGAAAAAGACAAGAAGAAGAUAGAAAAAGGCAAGAAGAGGAUAGAAGAAGACUAGAGGAAACAAUAAAACAAGGUAGAAAAGAAGAUUUACAAAAAUUAGAAGAAGGUAGAAAAGAAGAUUUACAAAAAUUAGAAGAAGGAAGAAAAGAAGAUUUAAAAAGAUUUGAACAAGGAAGAAAAGAAGAUAUGGAAACAAUGGUAAAAGUAAUUGAACAAAAAGUACAAGCCAUCAAGGAAGAAAUUCGACGGGAAACACAAACAUGGAAACAAGAUUUAAAAGAAGAUAUGGAAAAGACAGAACAGGAGAUAGCAAUGGUAGCGAAUAAAACGAUGGAAAUAGAAGAAACAAUGAAGAAACAGGAAGAUGAAAUGAGAACUAUUGGACGAAACGUUGCGGAAAAUACUCACAACAUUGAACAUGUGAAACGACAGGUAGAAGAUAGAGUAAAUGGUAAUAGAAAUGAGAUGGAAUUGGAAAGAAAAAGAACAAAAGAACAAAUAGAAGAACUCCAAAAAGAAGUUGACAGAGUAAGAGAAUUGAAAGGACGAGAAGGGAACAUAAACAACCUACACCCAAUGGUAUUUAUAAAAUCUAUCAACCAGAGAAUUAAAGAAAUAGAAGAAGGAAGAAUAGAUGAAGAAACUAAAUUGGAAAGAAUAAAGGAAAUUAUGAGAGAAAACUUAGAAUCAGAAGCACUGAUAUGGUUUAAUGGUAUCGAAAAUGAUGUUGAAGAUUAUGAACAAUUAAGAAAUCGAUUCCUACAACAUUUUUGGGGUGAUAAUGCACAAUUGAUGUAUCAACCAUCGAGAGGGGAAGAAGAUGUACAGCCUCGAAGGCAAGUGAAUUUUCAGAGACGACGAAGUCCUAGUAGAUCAGAAGAACGAGCUGAAAUGCCCAUAAAUGAGGAUGCUGACAUCAAAGAGUUAAGUGACCUGUACAGUUCAACGGAAUUCGCCGGAUUCUUCUACAAGCUGAGUAACAACAACGUCUUGUACUAA